AUGGAGCAGCGCUCCCGUGUUGGACGCCCCAAUCGAAGAAAAACUUUACCCUCCUCCAGCUUUCAUUCGGACAACAGCACCGCAGGUGACUCGACUCCAACCAUCAUGACGCGCUCUCCCCCAGCCGCUGCCUCACGUACUCCUCAGACGGCACCUCCCAAUCGCCGAGGUGCCAAGCCCGCUCCCAUGAACAAUCCUUUCACCAGCGUUCGCUCAUCUCCCAGCACAGGUGCCUCUGGUCCUGGCAAGGCUCUUAGAAAGAAGUCUCGUACCUUUGAGGGUGCUGCGGAUGAUGAGGAUGAGACUUAUCGCAAGGGCCCUCACACCCUGCGGAAACGUACAAAGAUUGAUUAUUCCGCUGCUGACUUCGAGGAUGAGCUGCCCGAGAUUGCCAUUCCCGCCCCCCGCACCGCUACUCGCAAAAGAAGAGCAGACAGCGAGGUGGCUGAUGACGAUUAUUUCACUCCUGCCUCUCAAAAGCGUCGUGCCACUUCGAGAGAUUUUUCCGUCUCCAGUCUGCCUGCCGCUCGCCGCCGGACCCCGGCUCGGAAGAGCGUCGUCGAGCAGCAGUCUUUUUACUCUCAGCCAUCAGACGAGGACAUUGUCAAGGACACUAUUGAGGUUGUUGGCGAUUCUUCUGAUUUGGUGAGCUCAGACGAGGCAUCUGACCAUGAGGACGAUGAAAAUGACCUCUCUGGCCGCAUUUCAUUACCUGACAAUCUUGGCCAACCUUCCUCGCCUACUCAGCGAAAGGCUCAAGAAGUUCAUCAACUCGUCUCACCAGUCGAGCAUCAUAUUAUCAAGCAAGAUGAGAAGCAGCCCGUUCAGGUUCAGCCUGUUUCCGGCGUUGCUGCCACCGACAUGAACUCCGGCCUGGUAAUCGCUCACCCACAGCCCAUCCGACUCAAUCAAGUCACCUUAUUCAACAAUACCGCCCCAGCCCAAGAGGCCCACCCUACUCAUACACGCGGCCACGAGUCUUUGGAAGACUUUUCAUUUCAGCCCAAGAGAGAAGCCAGCUCUCCCGUACGUCCAACUGACACCGCUCCCCAAAAGGCGGUCGAGCCGGAAGCGGCUGGGUCGGCCACCGGACCUCAAAUGGUUUUCGGCUCACAAGAAAACUCCGCACCGGCUAUUAUUGCUGACAACUCAAACAUUACCGCACCCUCCGCAACCACCAAUAACAACAGCAACAUAAUCAGCUUUCUCAACAAUGAAGACGCCUCUAUUGCACAAUCUCCUGAGCCAAUCUCAGAACCUAUCGUCGACUUUACUGUUAAUGGCAGAAUUACCAAUGGCUACGCUGUCGCCACCGAGGAUAUGCUUCCGGUUGAGGAGCCGCCUCAAGGCCCGCCUCAAAGCCCACCUCAGAGCCAGGAAUCUGCCGCAGGACCCGAUCCUGUCAAGGCUUCUGAGUCCUUCGUCACCAAAUUGGAGGAUGCUGCGCCUGCCCACGAUGAGAUGGACAUUGACGAUGCCCCUGCUGAAGAACCGGACACUAAAAUGCAGGAGGAAGUUCCGGUCGAGCUGCCCGACUCUGCUCCCGAGGACCCAGAAGAAGUUUAUGAGGAGCCCGAGGUCACGAAGCCCCGCUACGCAUGGUCUCACCUGACGCCGUACAUUGAUGGCGAACAUAUCACCCAUUCCAUUUACCCCGUCAUGGUUGAAGGCUCUGCGCCAAACUCCAAUGGCGACGGACCUUACGCCAAUGGCGAUGCUGAAAUUGCGGAGGAAAUUGCAGAACAGGCCGAUGCAAAUGCCGAUAGCCACCAGCCUGACGGCGAGGGCGAUGAGGACGCCAACGCCGAUGCUGAGGGCGAGGUUGAAGAAGCCGAUCGCGAUGCUUAUCACGAGGACGAGCACCCGCCUGACAGCCAGGGUCAACAGUUGUCUCAGGAAUCUGCAUACAACUCUGAAGCCCCAACGCCCGCGCUCACUCCCCGUCAGGGCUCACCAGCCUUGCCAUCUACUGCCGCAACCGGCACAAACACACCCGCUCCACCCAGGCCGAGGCAGCGCUUUAGGAAGCAGUACAAAUUCAAGAAAGUGAGAGACCCAUCAGAGUACCUCGAAUUCUUAAAAGACACCAAAAAGCUUUCCUACGAAGAAUUAUGGGACCUGUUGGCCCAGGUCAACUCUAGCCUCGUCGCCUGGCAAGACGAGUACAAGGACUGCACCAAGGUUGUCGACGACCAAGAAAAUGCACAGCGUCGCGCGGUUCAGGAUGCCGCCUUCGAAAAGAAGACUGCUGACUUGGACGCCUUUGCCAAGGUAGAGUCAUACAUUGAGAAGGACUUUGACAUCCAGGGCUACCGAGCGACUAUCAAAGAAAAGGAUGCUGGUGUUCUCGAGCAGCGUUGGCAGGAUAGGGUCAUGGCCAGCGCCUUUGGAUUUGAAUAUGACCCUCAUCCCAAUAAGGUUGGAAACCAAGAUCCUGACGCCCAGAGGGAUGGUGGCGGCGAGGGUCGGCAGCUACGAAGCCAGCCACAGGCAAGUGCCAAGGCCGCCGAAGGUGACGGUGUUAUCGUCUCUGGCAAAAGAACCCGCAAUCCUCCAAAGUUGUUCGACGGCGUGUUACAGGAUGACCGCUCGUCGACUCCGGGAGCGAACAAGCCUGGCCAAAAGAGACGGGGCCGGGCAGCUGCCGCUGACCGGGUCUCGAACUCGUUUGUCCAAGAUGAGCAAGAGGCUGAGCAGGAACCCCAAACGAUAUCACCAGCCAAGGUCGGGCGUAAAAGAGGCCCAAGAGGCAAAAGAGUCAUUGUGGACUCCGAACCCAGCACCCCCGUACCUGACCAGGAUGCCAUCGCACCACCGCCUCCCGAGCCGGAGCAACAAGACCCCCCCAAACGGAAGCGCGGCCGGCAACCCAAGCCCAAGCCCGCUGAGGAACCAGAGCCAGAGGCUGAGGACCGCACUCCCAAGCGCGGCCGCGCAGCGAAGAGGCAAUCCAACGGUCACGUACCUCUUCCAGAGACGACGGAUGAAUCACGUCCGACAUCGUCGUCCUCCAAUGCCACCAUUUCAGACGACGGAUCUACCUACGGCUUGCGCCAAAACAAAAGACAACGCAACUGGAGAGAGGAGGCAGAUGUUGAUGAGGAGGCCAUGGAGGUCAUGCAACAGCAGAAGCGGCCUCGCAUCCGACUUAACCGGAAGCAGAGCGCACCAGAGCUGGCUCCGAAGAAGACGGUAUCGGAGCGUAUCCUCACGGACUUCCGUGAUUUCCAUGCCCCUACCACUCCUGAUACCCCACAACUUAUAGUAUCAUUCAAGCUCAUCGGCAAGGACCAGUGGACCGUCAAGACCGCCUCAACGCCGCGCCAGACAUCGACAGAUGUCAGCGAGUACAACGUGUCGACUCCCCGGCCCGCGCCGGUAUCUGCGCCAGCAUCGGCCAAGUCCUCUGCUCCACCAAGCCAGGCUGGCGGCGAAGAGAAGGAUUAUUCCACCAUGACCAAGUCCGAGAAAAUGUCGGCCUCAAUGAAGAAGCGCUGGCUCAACGGAAGCAUGCAAGGUGCUGUCAACAAGCGAAAGGCCACCUUGGCCGCCAAAAAGGCAGCGGCCGCAGCCGCCGAAGCCGCCCAGGCAGCUCAAGCGCAGGCCGCCCAGCAAAAGGCAAUUCAAUUUCAACACCAUGCCGGAAUUCUACCCAUGCCCCCGAACCACGGCCAAUAA
Colletotrichum truncatum is the source of this 3678-nucleotide messenger RNA. RefSeq lists its product as uncharacterized. The record is from RefSeq and is a predicted model, not a curated record. Lineage: Eukaryota; Fungi; Ascomycota; Sordariomycetes; Glomerellales; Glomerellaceae.